CACUAGGGUAGUAGACGACACUAAGCAUAUGAUUCCCUCACAAAACCCCAAAAUAUUAUAUCUUUUGGUCAUAUUUCACUCACUACCAUCAUCAUCUUCUGCUGCAUAUGCUCUCUUUGCCAAUGCACUGUUCAACCUCAGUAGUUCUGUUUCUCAGUGACUAAUAAUAAGUUCUUGAAGGAAGGAAGCAAAUCUGAAGAUGUUUCUGCAGUAAUUGGUAUCCAGUGCUUUCUUGCUUUGGGAUGAAAUGAACUAGUGGUCUACUAAUAAGUCAGAUCCCUGUAGUAAGAUAGGUCAAUUUGGCACAUCAUUUUUUUUCAGGUCACCAGUAGCUAUCUCCAAAACUGUAGUUCCUCCCAGCCUCAGCUCAGCCUUUCUGAGUUCAGUUGCUUCCAUCAUGCUGUCCUUCAGCUAAUCUCUCCUUGCUUCCCAUCAUCCAAUUUUCAGAGAAAUUAUUUUUCCCUUCUUCAUCACAACUCCAGAAGCUAUCACCUCUGUCAUUGUUCUUCAAUCUUCAUCACAAAAAGGUAGAAAGAUUUGCUGUUCUUGGCUUCAGAAAUCUCUGGUUUCUGCUGCAUUGCUGCUCAUCAAGAAACCAGAAGCUGAACAGCUGCAGGAAGUGAGCCAAGAAAUGGGUGGAAAUGGCGAGCGUUUAGUGGUGGUGUUCUUGGUGUCGGUGGCGAUGGCGAUGGUGCCGGGGAGCACGCAGCUGCAGGCGUCGCAGACAUGGUCGCUGCUCAAGAUCCAGCAGAUGCUCAACUACCCGGCGGUGCUCGGCCACUGGCACAACUACACCGACUUCUGCUACGGCGGCGACUACAAGACCACGUCGGCGUUCGUCGAGUGCUACGGCGACAGCGUCACGCAGCUGCACAUCAUCGGGGGCGGGGGAGGCGCGCCGCCGCUGCCCAAGACGUUCUCCGUCGACUCCUUCUUCACCACGCUGUCGAGGCUCCCCGACCUCCGGGUGCUCACCCUCACCGGCCUCGGCCUCUGGGGCCCAUUGCCCGGCAAGGUCUCGCGGCUCGCCGCGCUGGAGAUCGUCAACGUCAGCGGCAACUACCUCUACGGCGAGCUCCCGCUCGCCCUGUCCCGGCUCGGCAAUCUGCAGACGUUCAUCGCCGACGACAACAUGCUGAGCGGCGAGCUGCCCGGGUGGCUGGGGAGCUUGCCGCAGCUGGCCGUGCUGAGCCUGAGGAACAACUCGCUGGAGGGCGCCGUGCCGGAGUCGGUGAGGGACAUGCCGUCGCUCCGGUCGCUGGUGCUGGCGUCCAACAAUCUCUCCGGCAACCUGCCGGACCUGAGCGGCGUCAAGAACCUCCAGGUGAUCGACCUCGCCAACAACUCGCUCGGGCCGGAGUUCCCGCGGCUCGGCCGGAAGGUGGCCAGCGUCGUGCUCAGCGGCAACAAGUUCAGCGGCGGCCUCCCGCCGGAGCUCGCCUCCUUAUACCUGCUCGAGCGCCUCGACGUGUCCAGGAACAGGUUCGUCGGCCCGUUCAUGCCGGCGCUGCUCUCGCUGCCGUCCAUCGAGUACCUCAGCGUCGCCGGGAACCGCUUCACCGGGAUGCUCUCCGGCAACAUGUCGUGCGGCGACAACCUCCAGUUCGUCGACGUGUCCUCCAACCUCCUAACGGGGAGCCUCCCCACCUGCCUCACCACCGCCGCCCCCGCCGGGGAAACGGACUCCUCCAAUUCCAAGACGGUGCUCUACUCGGCGAACUGCCUCGCCACCGUCGCCGGCGACGACACCCAGCACCCGACCCCGUUCUGCAAGAACCAGGCUAUCGCCGUCGGCAUCGUGCCCACCGACCAGGCGCGCAAGAAGCCCAGCGGCGCCAGGUCCGGCCUCGUGGCAGGCGCUGUGGCGGCCGCCAUUGCCGCCGCGGUGCUCGCCGGCGCGAUGAUCUUCUUUGCCGUGAGGAAGGCGAGCAUGAGGAGGGCGCAGGCGAUGCCGCCAAGAAGACUAGUGGAGCACGCGUCGAGCGCUUAUCCUUCCAAGCUCUUCGCCGAUGCGCGUUACAUAUCUCAGACAGUGAAACUAGGAGCUCUGGGCAUUCCAGCAUACAGAUCAUUUUCUUUGGUUGAGCUUGAAGCGGCGACUAAUGACUUCGAAGUAUCAAAUCUCAUGGGGCAAGAUUCUCACGGACAGAUGUACCGAGGGAAGCUAAGUAAUGGAACUCCAGUGACAAUCAGGUCUCUGAAAGUUAAGAGAAGCCAGACUUCCCAGAGCUUCAAUCGCCACAUUGAGAUGAUCUCAAAGCUCAGGCAUAGGCACUUGGUUAGUGCACUUGGACACUGCUUUGAGUACAAUCUUGACGAUUCUACCGUCACGCAAUUGUAUCUCGUCUUCGAAUACGUUCAAAAUGGCAACCUGAGAGGCAGAAUUUCGCAAGGAACAGAAGGGAGAAAGCUCACCUGGGUGCAGAGAAUAUCAACAGUCAUUGGUGUUGCCAAGGGCAUUCAGUUCUUGCAUGCAGGGAUCAUACCUGGCCUAUUUGCAAAUAACCUGAAGAUCACCAACAUUCUUCUGGACCAGAAUCUUGUUGCCAAAAUCGGCAGCUACAACAUCCCCAUCCUAUCUGAAACCAUGAAAUCUGAGGGAGGAUCUGGCAACAAGUAUCCAUCUGAUAGUGUACCAAACGGCGACAAGAUCGACAUCUUCGACUUCGGAGUAAUACUGCUCGAGGUUGUCUCGGGCAGGCCAAUCACAUCCAUCUACGAGGUGGAAAUAAUGAAAGAACAGUUGCAAUCGGCGCUGACGGCGGAGGGGCCGAGCAAGAGGAGGAGCUUCGUGGACCCGGCGGUGAGCAAGGGGUGCUCCGACGAGUCGGUGAGGACGGUGAUGGAGAUCUGCCUGAGGUGCCUGGCCAAGGAGGCGGCGCAGCGGCCGUCGGUGGAGGACGUGCUGUGGAACCUGCAGUUCGCGGCGCAGGUUCAGGAUGACUGGAGAGGGGACUCCCGGAGCAGCGAGGAGUCGCCGCUGUCGCCGUCCCAGAUCCCCAGAGAAUCAGACCAGUACUAGAUGAUAGGCACAUAUAGUUUGUCAGGUUGAGGUAAAACAGCAAGCGGGAAAAAGAAAAUGGAGCAACAUUUUGCAGCGUGAUCUCUGUAGAGCUGAAGUACUGAACAGAAGAACAAUUCCUGGCAAGUGUAUACAGCAGCUGAAGCUGAACUGGAACUGCAUAUUGGUGUGCUACCGUAAGAUGUGUACAGGGCCUUGUCGGUGUAGACCAGUAGAAGUCGGUGGGUUCUUUACUUUCAUUUCUUUUGUAUUUUUUUUAUUUGACUCUACUACUUUUUCUAUAUGUACCUUUUGAAUAUGUAAGAAGCUAAGCACAACUGUAAUUGUUUUUCUCCCUUUGAAUUUAUUUAGGACUAAAUGUAACAUCGCUGAAAUCAUAUGGUUUAGUACGUUUAUGGCAUGUCUUCUGUAUGAGCAUUAGGCCCAUUGCCUCAUGUGUUUAUGUGUGUAUGAGCGAUUUUAAGAGCAUUC
Molecule: messenger RNA, 3493 nt
Organism: Oryza brachyantha (malo sina)
Lineage: Eukaryota; Viridiplantae; Streptophyta; Magnoliopsida; Poales; Poaceae
Product: probable inactive leucine-rich repeat receptor-like protein kinase At3g03770
Exons: 9
Coding region: 632-3022 (796 amino acids)
Biological process (GO): protein phosphorylation
Cellular component (GO): membrane
Molecular function (GO): ATP binding; protein binding; protein kinase activity
Source: RefSeq, a predicted model, not a curated record